This is a messenger RNA of Rhodotorula toruloides NP11, 3078 nucleotides long. Its product is annotated as transcription elongation complex subunit Cdc68. Bases 1 to 3078 code for a protein of 1025 amino acids. The transcript is spliced from 19 exons. Lineage: Eukaryota; Fungi; Basidiomycota; Microbotryomycetes; Sporidiobolales; Sporidiobolaceae. Gene Ontology annotation, cellular component: FACT complex. Gene Ontology annotation, biological process: positive regulation of transcription elongation by RNA polymerase II; transcription elongation by RNA polymerase II. Gene Ontology annotation, molecular function: nucleosome binding. The record is from RefSeq and is a predicted model, not a curated record.
AUGGGAGACGUCGUCAUCUCGGCUCCGACGUUCCACCGCCGCGCAGCCCGUCUAUUCGACCGCUGGGAGGCGAAGGAGGAGGACUCGGCUCCUCUCGGCGACGUCGAGUAUGUGUUGGUUGUGGCGGGGAACUCGGACGAGGAGAACCCGUAUCGCAAGGGUAGCGCUCUCCAGACGCACCUCCUCGGUUACGAGUUCCCGAGUACCCUGAUGCUGCUCGGCAAGCGGAAGGUCCAGUUCGUCGUCUCCGCGUCGAAGGCCAAGCUCUUGCAGCCCCUUCUCAAGGCGCCAAGCGGGUCGGACGACAAGAAGGUCGAGGUCGAGAUCUUGACGCGCUCGAAGGACGAGGCGGAGAACAAGAAGCUGUUCGAGCAGGUCAUCCAGACGAUCGGCGAAGGGAACAAGGUCGGCGUCCUUCCCAAGGACAAGAUGUCGGGCAAGUUCGUCACGGAGUGGCAGAACGUCCUCAAGGGGUCGGGCGCGGACCUGAAGGAGGUCGACGUUGCGAACGGCGUGUCGACUUUGCUUGCUGUCAAGGAUUCGGAGGAACUGCAAAACGAGCGCAACGCCGCCAAGAUGACGAACAAGCUCAUGAGCCACUUCAGCGACGUCAUGUCGGGCUACAUCGACGAGGGCAAGAAGGUCACGCACGAGCAGCUCGGCGAGCAGAUCGAGGCGAAGCUCGAGGACAGCAAGUUCUGGAAGAACCUCAAGCUGGGCGACGACUUCGAGACCGGCUUCGGUGAUUGGUGCUACUCGCCGAUCAUCCAGUCGGGCGGCAACUACGACCUCAAGUCGUCCGCCGUCACCGACGACCAGCGCCUCAAGGCGGGCGUCAUCCUCUGCUCGCUCGGCAUCCGCUACAAGUCCUACUGCAGCAACGUCGGACGGACAUUCAUGAUCGACCCGACCAAGGACCAGGAGAAGAACUACCUCUUCCUCAUCGACUUGCAGAAGCACGCGAUCGGCGAGCUCCGCGACGGCGUGACCUGCAAGGACGUGUACCAGAAGGUCGUUGACAAGAUCAACGCCGACCGGCCCGACCUCCUGCAGUACUUCGCCAAGACCGCCGGCUUCGGAAUGGGCAUCGAAUUCCGCGACCCCGCCUACCCGCUCUCGGCGAAGGGCACGCGCCAGCUCAAGAGCGACAUGGUGGUUGCACUCACGCUCGGCUUCAACAACAUUCCGGAUGGCAAGAACUCCCAGUACGCCCUCUCCCUCAUCGACACGAUUCAGAUCGGCAAGGACGGUGGCAAGAUCCUGUCGGAAGGCAUGAAGGGCAAGGACGACGUCAUGUUCUACAUGGAGGAGGAGGACAAGAAGCCGUCACGCUCCGCCCAGAGAGACGCCCCCACCCGCCGCAAUGCCGCCCCCACCGCUGUCGUCAAGUCGAAGCUUCGCAACGAAAACCGCGAAAUCGAUGCCGACGCCAUCAACCGGCGCAAGCAGCAUCAGCGCGAGCUCGCUGCGCGGAGGCAGGAGGAGGGGCUCGACAAGUACUCGGGCGAGGGCGGGACGGGCGGCAACAACCGCGAGAAGCAGUGGCGCCGUUUCGAGUCCUACGUCAAGGACAGCCAGCUGCCCGAUGCCGUCGCCUCUCAGAAGAUCGUCGUCGAUGCUCGCCGCCUCACCAUUAUCCUCCCCAUCAACGGUUUCGCCGUGCCCUUCCACGUCAACACCCUGAAGAGCUUGGUCAAGCAGGAGGAAGGCGACUACACCGUCCUUCGCUUCCUCUUCACAACGCCCGGCGCGAUCUCGGGCAAGAAGGAGGACACGCCGUUCGAGGACCCGAAUGCGACUUUCAUCCGCGGCUUGACGUACCGCAGCACCGACUCGUUCCGCUUCACCGAGUUGCACAAGGAGAUCAACGAUCUCAAGCGUGCGGCGGUCAAGCGCGAGAACGAGCGGAAGGAGAUGGCGGACGUCGUUGAGCAGGACAAGCUCGUCGAGAUCAAGGGCAAGCGUCCGAUCCGCCUUACCGAGGUUCAGCUCCGACCAUCCUUCGACGGCAAGCGGCAAGCGGGUGACGUCGAAAUCCACUCGAACGGUAUCCGCUACCAGUCCUCGGUCAAGUCGGAGCAACGCCUCGACGUCUUGUUUAGCAACAUCAAGCACCUGUUCUUCCAGCCCUGCGACAACGAGCUCAUCGUGAUCCUGCACAUCCACCUCAAGAGCCCGAUCAUGAUCGGCAAGAAGAAAACGAAGGACGUCCAGUUCUUCCGCGAGGUGUCGGACGCGUCCUUCGAUGAGACGGGCAACAAGAAGCGCAAGCGCAACUACCACGACGAGGACGAGCUCGAGGCCGAGCAGGACGAGCGCAAGCGUCGAGCGGACCUCAACAAGUACUUCAAGGCGUUCUCCGACAAGAUCGCGGAGGCUUCGAACGGACGCGUCGAGGUAGACAUCCCCUUCCGCGAGCUCGGCUUCCAGGGUGUCCCCUUCCGCUCCAACGUCCUUCUCCAGCCCACCACCGACACCCUCGUCUUCCUCACCGAACCGCCCUUCCUCGUCCUCACGCUCAACGAAAUCGAGAUCGCCCACCUCGAGCGCGUCCAGUACGGCUUGAAGAACUUUGAUCUCGUCUUUGUCUUCCGCGACUUUACCCGCACGCCCGUCCACAUCAACACCAUCCCGUCGAACCAGCUCGACACGGUCAAGGAGUGGCUUGACUCGGUCGACAUUCCGUUCUCGGAGGGACCGGUCAACCUCAACUGGCAGGCGAUCAUGAAGACGGUGAACGACGACCCGUACGACUUCUUCAAGGAGGGCGGAUGGGGCUUCCUCACGGAGAAGGACAACGCAUCCGAUGGCAGCGACGAGUCGGAAGAGGGGUCCGAAUUCGCGGCGUCGAGCGCAGAAGACGAGUCGGACUUUGAGGACGAGUCCGAGUUCUCCGACGCGUCCGACGACGACUCUGGCACGGCGGACGACCUCUCCGACUCGGGCGAGGACUGGUCCGAUGCUGAGGCGCGGUUGGAAAAGAAGGAGAAGAUGAAGGGGCGCGGGGACGACUCGGACGACGGGCGCAAGAAGAGCAAGUCGGCGGUCAAGAGCAAGUCGUCGAAGGGCAGGAAGUGA